AUGGCUGCUCCUUCUGACAGUACGGUCUUUCGGGCCACCACCACAGCCCCAGUCAAUAUCGCUGUUAUCAAAUACUGGGGUAAAAGGGACGCCACUCUGAACCUGCCUACGAACUCCUCUCUCUCCGUAACACUCUCGCAGCGUUCUCUGCGCACCCUCACCACAGCCUCAUGCUCUGCCAAGUACCCAACUGCCGACGAGCUUACCCUCAAUGGCAAACCUCAAGACAUCCAGUCCUCCAAGCGUACCCUUGCUUGCCUUUCGAAUCUGCGUUCUCUCCGCCAGGAACUUGAAGCUGCCGACUCUUCUUUGCCGAAACUGUCUACUCUCCCCCUGCGGAUCGUUUCCGAGAAUAACUUCCCCACCGCCGCUGGCCUCGCCAGUUCCGCCGCCGGUUUCGCAGCGCUCGUCCGUGCUGUCGCAGACCUUUACCAGCUUCCGCAAUCCCCUCGUGACCUCAGCCGCAUUGCUCGCCAGGGAUCUGGUUCCGCUUGUCGGUCUCUGAUGGGCGGAUAUGUGGCCUGGCGCGCCGGAACUCUUGCCGAUGGUAGCGACAGCUUGGCUGAGGAGGUCGCUCCCGAAUCUCACUGGCCUGAGAUGCGUGCGCUCAUCCUGGUCGUUAGCGCUGAGAAGAAGGAUGUUCCCAGUACGGAAGGUAUGCAAACCACCGUUGCUACUUCCAAUCUCUUCACAACCCGCGCGGAAUCUGUUGUGCCCGAGCGGAUGGCAGCUAUUGAGACUGCCAUUCAGAAGCGGGAUUUCUCUGCGUUCGCAGAGAUCACCAUGCGUGACUCCAACGGCUUCCACGCCACCUGUCUCGACUCCUGGCCUCCCAUCUUCUACAUGAACGAUGUCUCCCGCGCCGCUGUUAGGCUCGUCCACGAUAUUAACCGUGCCGUCGGUCGUACGGUUUGCGCUUACACUUUUGAUGCUGGUCCGAACGCAGUCAUCUACUACCUUGAGAAGGAUUCUGAACUCGUUGCUGGUACCGUCAAGGCUAUCCUGGGCGCCAGCAGUGAGGGCUGGGAUGGUCCUUUCUACGAGCCCCUCAAGAACCUCACCGCUCCGGGUGUGGCAUUGGAUAAGAUGGAUUCUAGGGCUGUCGAUGUGCUCAAGGAUGGUGUCAGUCGUGUGAUCUUGACUGGUGUCGGUGAAGGUCCUGUCAGUGUCAACGACCACCUUGUCAGUGAGGCGGGCGAGAUCCUUUCCAACUAA
Aspergillus pseudotamarii is the source of this 1215-nucleotide messenger RNA. It is a transcript of the gene mvd1, whose product is annotated as diphosphomevalonate decarboxylase MVD1. The record is from RefSeq and is a predicted model, not a curated record. Lineage: Eukaryota; Fungi; Ascomycota; Eurotiomycetes; Eurotiales; Aspergillaceae. Gene Ontology annotation, cellular component: cytosol. Bases 1 to 1215 code for a protein of 404 amino acids. The transcript has 2 exons. Gene Ontology annotation, molecular function: diphosphomevalonate decarboxylase activity; ATP binding. Gene Ontology annotation, biological process: isopentenyl diphosphate biosynthetic process, mevalonate pathway; isoprenoid biosynthetic process.